GACCCGCUGCUUCCUCCACCGCCACCGCCGCCGCAGCUGCUGUUCCCUCCUGGGCUAGGCUGCCUCACGGCUCGCUGGCGCCCCGCCUCCGCCUCCCCCAAACCCGAGGACAACGCGCCCGCCGCUGCCGCCUCUCGGCUCUCCCAUGAUCACCCAGUGCCUUUCGGCUGUGCGAGGCCUGCACAGAGUUGGUGGUUGUAGGAUUUUAUUCAAGAUGACUUUAGGAAGAGAAGUAAUGUCUCCUCUUCAGGCAAUGUCUUCCUAUUCUGCGGCUGGCAGAAAUGUUUUACGAUGGGAUCUUUCACCAGAGCAAAUUAAAACAAGAACUGAGGAACUCAUUGUGCAGACCAAACAGGUGUACGAUGCUAUUGGAACGCUUGACCUUGAGGAAGUAACUUAUGAGAACUGUUUACAGGCACUGGCAGAUGUAGAAGUGAAGUAUAUAGUAGAACGAACCAUGCUAGACUUUCCCCAGCAUGUCUCCUCUGACAGAGAAGUACGGGCGGCAAGUACAGAAGCAGACAAAAGACUUUCUCGUUUUGAUAUCGAGAUGAGCAUGAGAGAAGAUAUAUUUCUGAGAAUUGUUCAUUUACAGGAAACCUGCGAUCUGGGGAAGAUGAAGCCUGAAGCCAGAAGAUACUUGGAAAAGUCGGUUAAAAUGGGAAAAAGGAAUGGGCUCCAUCUUCCAGAACAAGUACAAAAUGAAAUCAAAACAAUGAAGAAAAGAAUGAGUGAGCUAUGUAUUGACUUUAACAAAAACCUCAAUGAGGAUGAUACCUUCCUUGUAUUUUCCAAGGCUGAACUUGGUGGUCUUCCUGAUGAUUUCAUUGACAGUCUAGAAAAGACAGGUGAUGACAAGUAUAAAAUUACCUUAAAAUAUCCACACUAUUUUCCUGUCAUGAAGAAAUGUUGUAUCCCUAAAACCAGAAGGAAGAUGGAAAUGGCUUUUAAUACAAGGUGUAAAGAGGAAAACACUACAAUCCUACAACAGCUGCUCCCACUGCGGACCAAAGUGGCCAAACUUCUUGGCUACAGCACACAUGCUGACUUUGUCCUUGAAAUGAACACUGCAAAGAGUACAAGCCAUGUAACAACCUUUCUAGAUGACUUAAGCCAGAAAUUAAAACCCUUGGGUGAGGCAGAACGAGAGUUUAUUUUGAAUUUGAAGAAAAAGGAAUGCGAAGAGAGAGGUUUUGAAUAUGAUGGGACAAUCAAUGCCUGGGAUCUACAUUACUAUAUGACUCAGACAGAAGAACUCAAGUACUCCAUAGACCAAGAGAUCCUCAAGGAAUACUUCCCAAUUGAAGUGGUCACUGAAGGCUUGCUAAACAUCUACCAGGAGUUGUUGGGACUUUCAUUCGAGCAAGUGACAGAUGCUCAUGUGUGGAAUAAAAGUGUUACACUUUACACUGUGAAGGAUAAAGCCACAGGAGAAGUAUUGGGACAGUUCUACUUAGACCUCUAUCCAAGGGAAGGGAAGUACAACCAUGCAGCCUGCUUUGGUCUCCAGCCUGGAUGCCUCCUCCCCGACGGGAGCCGCAUGAUGUCUGUGGCCGCCCUUGUGGUAAACUUCUCACAGCCACUAGCAGAUCGUCCUUCUCUCCUGAGGCAUGAUGAGGUGAGGACUUACUUCCAUGAAUUUGGUCACGUCAUGCAUCAGAUAUGUGCACAGACUGAUUUUGCACGAUUCAGUGGAACAAAUGUGGAAACUGACUUUGUAGAGGUGCCAUCACAAAUGCUUGAAAAUUGGGUGUGGGACAUUGAUUCCCUCCGAAGACUAUCAAAACAUUAUAAAGAUGGAAGACCUAUUAUGGAUGAUCUGCUUGAAAAACUUGUUGCUUCUAGACUGGUCAACACAGGUCUUCUGACUUUACGCCAGAUUGUUUUGAGCAAAGUUGAUCAGUCUCUCCAUACCAACACAUCACUGGAUGCUGCAAGUGAAUAUGCCAAAUAUUGCACAGAAAUUUUAGGCGUUGAAGCUACUCCAGGCACAAAUAUGCCGGCUACUUUUGGACAUUUGGCAGGGGGAUAUGAUGGCCAAUAUUAUGGAUAUCUUUGGAGUGAAGUAUUUUCCAUGGACAUGUUUUACAGCUGUUUUAAAAAGGAAGGGAUAAUGAAUCCAGAGGUUGGAAUGAAAUACAGAAACCUAAUCCUGAAACCUGGGGGAUCUCUGGACGGCAUGGACAUGCUCCAGAAUUUCUUGAAACGUGAGCCAAACCAAAAAGCGUUCCUAAUGAGCAGAGGCCUGCAUGCUUCGUAAACUGGGCUCUUUGGUAGCUGUCCAUGUCUGGAGGACAAAUCGACAUCGCCGUGUGUCACUGGCCUGGAAACUGAAGGGAGUUUUGCAAAUGAAAAUUUCGAUUUCUAUUGACUGCCUUUUGUUUUUUGAUUUGAAAAAUUAUACAGAUGUAAAUGGAAUUAUAAAUACUGUGACCUAAGCAAAGAUCCAUUCAAAAAUAAUUGUACUAUAAAAUUUCAUAAAAAUAGAUUUGAUUUCUUUUUAUAAAAGUUUCAUAUGAAUGUAAUUUGAUUUUUUACUCUUGUAAUCUAGAUAAUGUAAUAUAAGCGGGCUCAGAAUUUUUUAAUUGAUUCAUAUACAUUAUAUAAUUUGGUCCUUCUUAUAUCUUAUAUACUUGGGAUUUCUGGACAUAAAUGAAUCACCACAUCUCUGGUAAAUACUUUCUGGGAACCCUGCACCCACUUUGACAUCUUGUCUCACAGUAAAGUGUGACCUCUUUGCCUGCAUACCUCAGGGCCAGGGGAAUAUGCCUCAGUAAUGCAUUUAUCUUUGUGUUCCAGGCCCAUGAUUCUCAACUUCGUGCCACACUUAAAUUAUGCUUGUCUAUUUGGGUUUGUUUUUUCUGUCUAAAGUCCAGUCAGAGAAUCUCAAACGGUUAUAAGUUUUGACUGAACUAGCCUGAUGACUUUUGCAAGUUUUUGUAUCUUGUAUUAGAGAAUUUUGGAUCUUGUAUUGAGGUUCCUUUCCACUCCAGCAUACAAGAUUGUCAGUCUUUUGGCACAUUUGUCAAUUGGAACACUGAAGCAAAUCCUAAGGAAAUGUUUUUCUUCUCAUGUUUCUAAUAAGUGCUGGAGGCUUUGCCUCCUUUACUGCCCACCUCAUCCAAAGCAGUGGGUUCACGUCACAAAUGGCUAUUUAGAGAGCUGAGGCUGAUGCAGAGCAUAAGAGUUCAGAAACUCCAGAAGAAGAGUGGGUGCUGUACAGAAGCAUUUUAGGACAGCUGCUCCCAAGUGCUAUGUGUGUGCUUCAACUUGGCCAUGAGGAGAUGGCUUUUCAGUAGUCUGUUUUGUCUGGUAAUUUUUAUUUUAAGUGACCCAUUGGGUCUCUCUUAACUAAAUAUGGGCCUAAAUUCCAAUUCUGCAGCAGACCAGUAUACUCGCAGUACUUAUUUUUCCUCUAAGAAUCUAUUCAAUAAGAAAACCACCACAGGGUAAUAAAACUUUUUUUUAAUGAAAAAAACAAACUUUGAAUGUACUCUGCAUAAUCCUUUCAGUUGUUUCCCACUGAGUACCUGAGGUAUGACUUUGCUGGCCAGGAACAAAAUUCUAGUUCUCUAGUCCAAAUGGACUUUGUGCUAAAUAAAAAAAUACUAUGUUGCAUAAUAAAAUUAUAGAUAGGAAAAAUCAAGAGCUCUAGUGAUACAGAAGAAAAUUCCAAGAUUAUUAUUGUCAAACAGAUACCCUGAACAUCCACAAGAAAUCCUACUCUCCCUUCUGAGACAAUUGCCUGGCCCUUCUCUCCCCUACACUCACUCAACUUCACCGCCUCUGGUCCCCAAAGCUGUUUUGGUCUUAGCAACCUGUGGUACUUUUCUCAUAUCUUUUUUUUUCCAGACUAUUCUGUUUUUCAGACAAAAACUCUCUUCAGCUUUUUCUGUUGCCCAGUGUGUCUCCUGAACAAUAACUUGAUCUUUUUAAAUCUUAACUUAUUUCACCUGGAAAAACUAAUACUUGCUGUGAAAAAAGGCUGCACACAAUAAAAUUGCAUUAUUAUCCAUGAAAA
Pteropus alecto (black flying fox) is the source of this 4021-nucleotide messenger RNA. RefSeq names its product neurolysin (gene NLN). Lineage: Eukaryota; Metazoa; Chordata; Mammalia; Chiroptera; Pteropodidae. Gene Ontology annotation, cellular component: mitochondrial intermembrane space. Gene Ontology annotation, biological process: peptide metabolic process; proteolysis. Gene Ontology annotation, molecular function: metalloendopeptidase activity. The record is from RefSeq and is a predicted model, not a curated record. The coding region runs from base 146 to 2260 and encodes 704 amino acids. The transcript is spliced from 13 exons.